GCUUCCACCACCUACAUCCUUGGACGUUUUUGGAUAUUUGCAGCCAAACCGCCAGUGCUAAAAACAACAAUCGGGAAAGAGUGGGAUCUGUCAGGUUGUGGUUUAAGGUGGAGAUGCUUCGCCCUCAGGUGCAGGUUCUUCUGGUGGCUUUAUGUUCAUCUGUGGUGCUGGUGCGGGUCAACGGUGCUCCACACUGGGACAUGCUGACAGAAACACUAAGAGCAGAAGUCACAAAUGACAAGGAUCUGACUCGCAUGCUCCUGCUGAAGCUCAUGUCUGAACUGGUGGCAGCCAGAGGAGACGAGAUGCUGCGUGAGCUGGAGGCAGAGGUGGGAGGCAGAGAUGAGGUGAUGAGGCGACACAUUCCCCUCUCCCAAAGAGAGCGCAAGGCGGGCUGCCGCAACUUCUUCUGGAAGACUUUCACCUCGUGUUAGCACAAGAAGAGGGCUGCUCAAGUCAGAGUGUGUCGGUUUUUAAACGAUACAUUUGCCCACGUUUGCUCACUUUGUAGUAACUGCGUCAUUUACUGCAAGAUAAAAUAUGCAGAUCUCUUGAAAUUUGCAACAAGUAGCAAGGUUUGAAGACGAGUUGGGAUGUACAUGGUGUCAAAAAUAAAAUGUUCUGAU
Amphiprion ocellaris (clown anemonefish) is the source of this 626-nucleotide messenger RNA. RefSeq names its product somatostatin 5 (gene sst5). The coding region runs from base 114 to 434 and encodes 106 amino acids. NCBI's taxonomy places the organism in Eukaryota, Metazoa, Chordata, Actinopteri, Pomacentridae. Gene Ontology annotation, cellular component: extracellular region. Gene Ontology annotation, biological process: regulation of cell migration. The record is from RefSeq and is a predicted model, not a curated record. Gene Ontology annotation, molecular function: hormone activity. The transcript has 2 exons.